Molecule: messenger RNA, 996 nt
Organism: Athene cunicularia (burrowing owl)
Lineage: Eukaryota; Metazoa; Chordata; Aves; Strigiformes; Strigidae
Gene: SDHD
Product: succinate dehydrogenase complex subunit D
Exons: 3
Biological process (GO): tricarboxylic acid cycle; mitochondrial electron transport, succinate to ubiquinone
Cellular component (GO): membrane; mitochondrial envelope
Molecular function (GO): ubiquinone binding; heme binding
Source: RefSeq, a predicted model, not a curated record
GUCCGCCGGCCCCGCGCCCGCCGGCCGCGCCGCCCGCCCUCACCGCUCGUCCCCGCUCUCUCCGCAGCUCUCCUCGGGACCCUCCGCCGCCCCGCCGGCUUGGCGGCUGCCGCCGAUCCCAGCGCUCCGGCCCGGCAGAGCCACGGCCCCCCCCAGCAGGGCCACGGCAGUUCCAAGGCUGCGUCUUUGCACUGGACAGGUGAGCGAGCUGUCAGUGUCCUCUUGCUGGGUCUCCUUCCUGCAGCCUACCUGUAUCCUGGACCAGCCAUGGAUUAUUCACUGGCUGCAGCCCUCACUCUCCAUGGCCACUGGGGCCUUGGACAGGUAAUAACUGACUAUGUCCAUGGAGAUACACCCAUUAAACUGGCCAAUACAGGUCUGUACGUACUGUCAGCUGUUACCUUCGCUGGCCUCUGCUACUUUAACUAUCACGAUGUUGGUAUCUGCAAGGCUGUUGCCAUGCUGUGGAGCCUCUAAGAUGCGACCGAGUCCGUGACAAACAUGAUUGUUCACUGCUGCCUCUGCUUCAUCAUAUUUUUACCAACAUUUAAUGCAAAACAAAUAACCAAGGGUCCAUAUUACAUAUAUGUAUGUACUGCAGCGAGUUCAAAGCUAGUCUUUCAGAAAGAAAUAUCCAACAGCAGUAAAAGUUAGAAAACAAAAAGUAGAUUUAAAGUGGAUAAUGUCGAGGUGAGAGUGAGUUGAUUUAAGCUGCACUGUAAACUGGGAGCAAUUAGUUGCAUCACUGACAGAUUUACAUAGCUGAAGGUAACUUUCCUUGUAAUGGCAGCUUUAAUGAGUGUUUUCCUAAAACAACUGUUGUUUGGUUUCCUGUUUUGUAAAACCAACUGGACUUGCAGAAAAUUGAACUCUUAUUUCUGACAUCACAACAACUGCACCAUAUGUAAGGCACACCCUGUAACUCCUUGGACCCUGAGAGUUAUGUAGAAAAGGGAAUACUGUUUUCUUAAUCCAUACAAUAAAGAAUUUACAGAA